AGCGAGUUGGACAGUGUCACCACUAUCGACCAAGCCAUUAACUCGCACAGAAGAGCCAUGAAAAGUAUGAUGCAACGAACACUACUAGAUGUGAGCAAUCUCACCACUGGUAGAACUGUGGAAGUGAUGUGUGAGAGUUGCGUACGAUUUGCGCAGGCUAUGAAUUCGGGUGACGAAGCAAGUGCUUUCAUCCACUACCGGCAAUUCGAUGAGCAUGCUCAGCUAUUGCGAGAAAAAUUGAGUGUUGAAAGAACAAAUAUUUACGCUCGCACGUUACUGUGGCGAAUCGGAAACAAUGGAGAGCUCUUUGAAACGGAGGAAGAAACUACGCUCUUUGACUAUAGUAGCCAGCUUCUUUCAAAAGCAUCCACUUUUCGAUCACUUCGAGAACUAUCACAAAGUGCUUCCCAACUCAUAUUCUGA
Cylicostephanus goldi is the source of this 423-nucleotide messenger RNA. The record is from the annotation of a GenBank genome assembly. NCBI's taxonomy places the organism in Eukaryota, Metazoa, Nematoda, Chromadorea, Rhabditida, Strongylidae.